Molecule: messenger RNA, 1343 nt
Organism: Brachypodium distachyon (stiff brome)
Lineage: Eukaryota; Viridiplantae; Streptophyta; Magnoliopsida; Poales; Poaceae
Product: TVP38/TMEM64 family membrane protein slr0305
Exons: 7
Coding region: 122-1123 (333 amino acids)
Source: RefSeq, a predicted model, not a curated record
CCUCUCCAGCGCCUUCCUUCCUCCCCUUCAGUUCUCCUCUUAUCACUUCCGAGCUCUAAUGGCCUCACACCCCGCGCGCUAAAGAAGCCCCCCGGUCCCACGCCCUGACAGGCCCGACCCCAUGAGGCAGCCGCACCUCCUCUCGCCGCAGCAGCUCUCCCCUUCCCCCGUGCUCUCCUCCCACUUCUCGCCGCCGGCGCUGGGGGGCUCGCCGUGGCGGUGGCGCCACCGCCGCGCCUUCCACGCGCCGCUAUCUUCGCUGCGGGAGUCCGAGAAGAGCACGCUCCGGAAGGCCUCCCCCAACGUCCCCUUCCGGUUCGGCGGCGGCGGGGGCGGCAGCCGCAAGGACCGCCGCUCCGCCGCCGACCGGGAGGAGAAGGAGGAGGCGGCGGCGGCGAGGGAGGAGGACGAAGGCAACUCGGGGGCCAUCACCGGAACGCUAUUGGCCGGGGCGGUGCUGGUCGGGGUCGUAGGGGGGUUCGGGGCGGCCGGGUACGUGUACAAGGACCAGAUCAAUACCUUCCUCACACAGUUCUCCGGGUUCAUUGAGGGCUAUGGGCCUGCUGGAUAUGCGUUGUUUAUACUUGCCUAUGCAGGAUUGGAGGUUCUUGCAAUUCCGGCAAUACCAUUAACUAUGUCUGCUGGUCUAUUAUUCGGCAGUGUUACUGGUACUAUUAUGGUUUCAAUCAGUGGAACACUAGCUGCCUCGUUGGCCUUUCUCAUCGCCAGAUACUUCGCUAGAGAGCGUAUUCUUAAAAUGGUUGAAGGAAAUAAGAAGUUUCUGGCGAUUGAUAAAGCAAUAGGUGAAAAUGGAUUCAAGGUUGUAACUCUGCUUCGUUUGAGUCCCCUAUUACCGUUCUCCCUUGGGAACUACCUGUAUGGCUUGACUUCAGUCAAGUUCUUGCCUUAUGUGUUGGGCAGUUGGUUGGGAAUGCUUCCAGGAACAUGGGCUUACGUUAGUGCUGGUGCAUUUGGACGAGCAAUAAUCCAAGAUGAGACAGAAAUUGGUCUGGGAGGAAACAACCAGCUACUGACACUGGGCAUAGGGCUAUUAGUUACAGCCGUUGCUGCCACUUAUGUAACAAGGCUUGCAAAGGAUGCUGUAAAGGAUAUUGAUGAAUAGGAUGGUAGGAUUACAUAGUAAAAGUGCCAUUCAUAGCGAAGUAGCACACGCAUUGUACAUCACUGGCAUCAUUGAUGCAAUCUAAUAUACUCCCUCCGUCCCGAAUUAAUUGACGUGGAUUUGUAUAAAAUUCUAUACAAAAUCCACGUCAAAUUCGGGAAGGAGGGAGUACUAGAAAUGCAAGCAAUUUUCAGAGGAAAAAGAGUCUUCUUGCUGUUCU